This is a messenger RNA of Aureococcus anophagefferens, 1155 nucleotides long. RefSeq lists its product as hypothetical. The transcript is spliced from 3 exons. The coding region runs from base 1 to 1155 and encodes 384 amino acids. The record is from RefSeq and is a predicted model, not a curated record. Lineage: Eukaryota; Pelagophyceae; Pelagomonadales; Pelagomonadaceae. Gene Ontology annotation, molecular function: DNA binding.
AUGUACGCUGACGGAUGGACCAAGGAGGAGAAGCAGCGGGGCGGCGACUCGACGCACGUCGACAAGUAUUACCGCCCGCCCGCGAGCAUCGGCGGCAAGCGCUGCCGGUCCAUCCUCGAGGUCGCGCGCGCCGCCUACCCGUCGCACCUCGUCGCAGCCGCCGUCGCCGACGACGACUGGGUCCCCGCGGCCAAGGAGCUCGUCGAGGCCUUUUGCGGCCAGUACGGCCGCUGGUACACCGCCAAGGUCGUCAAGGUCGACGCGGCCGCCGGCAAGGCGACGGUCCACUACUGCAACUGGAGUAUGGGCUUCGACUCGGCGCUCGCGUUCCGGCUCCUGCGGCGCGACGACGGCACGCUCGACGCGACCAAGGACAAGACGGGAUCCGCCGUGUCGCGCGCGUCGGUCUUCGCGGGCGAGGGGAGGGGGGGCGGCGCCGUCGCCGCGCGGCGCGCCGCGCGCGCGCGGCGGCGCGCGGACGCGCUCGCGGCCGUCGUCGCCGACGGCGGCUACCUGCUGACGCGGACGCCCGGCGCGCCGGCGCUCGCGGGCUGGCGGCCCGUCGCGGCCGCGGCGGGCGCGCGCGAGGGCUGGGCGGCCGUGCGGCCCCCGCGGCUCGCGGGCCGCGACGCGCGCGUGCGCUGCACCUUCGACGUCACGGGCAAGCGCCAGCGUCCUGCUGAUAUUCCGGCUGAGAAAACGCACGCGCGUGGUGUAGGCAAGCGCGGCGCGCGGCAGCGCCUCUACGAGUGCCUCACGUGCUGCCCGGACGGCAUCAUCGAGGACUUCGCGCGCGACGCCGCGGCCGUCGACGCCGCGGCUCUCGCGGACUGCUGGCUCCACACGGAGACGCUCCUCGCGGACCUGGAGACGUGCCUCCGGCGCUACGUCGCGCGCGCGCCCGCGGCGGCGGGCGACGUCGACUGGAGCGCGCUCGCGGCCCUCGCGGCCGCGACGCCCGCCGAGGCGGCCGUCGCCGUGAACGUCGACAAGCGCAAGAGGCCGGACCACCCGCACGGCCACCACGGCUACUGCGGCGCCUACGCCGACGCCAUCGCCGACGUCGUCCGGCGCGCCGACCGCCACAUCUUCCGCGCGUUCAACUACACGACCUGCUGCGGGGCGGCGCGGGCGUCAAUCGUAACUUCAGGGUAG